Messenger RNA from Drosophila novamexicana, 2200 nucleotides. It is a transcript of the gene PXo, whose product is annotated as xenotropic and polytropic retrovirus receptor 1. The transcript has 7 exons. Bases 105 to 2132 code for a protein of 675 amino acids. Lineage: Eukaryota; Metazoa; Arthropoda; Insecta; Diptera; Drosophilidae. Gene Ontology annotation, biological process: phosphate ion transport; cellular response to phosphate starvation. Gene Ontology annotation, molecular function: inositol hexakisphosphate binding. The record is from RefSeq and is a predicted model, not a curated record. Gene Ontology annotation, cellular component: plasma membrane; Golgi apparatus; cytoplasm.
UUACGUGAAAACGUGCGCGUGGAAAGGCAUCUUUGCCAUCGUCCGCCGUUUGGUCCAAUGCGGAUGCAGUGCAGCAGCUGGAGCAGUGAGCUAAGCCGCCAGAGAUGAAGUUCGCCGAGCAUUUGACGGCGCAUAUAACGCCAGAAUGGCGCAAGCAGUACAUUAAUUAUGAGGAAAUGAAGGCCAUGCUGUAUGCAGCCAUUGAGCAGGCGCCCUCCGCGGAGCUGGUGGAUCGCGAGAUGGUAACACGCUAUUUCGCCAAGUUUGAUGAGGAGUUCUUCCACUACUGCGACAAGGAGCUGGCCAAGAUCAAUACCUUUUACUCGGAGAAGAUGGCGGAGGCAACGCGCAAAUAUGGCAGCCUGCGCAGCGAACUGACAGAGGCUUUGGAAUUGGGCCAUGUGAAGAAGCAGCCCGCCUGGAAGCGGCGCACACCGCUGGUCAAGAAGGAUGCGCCCGCACGCAAGUUACAGGAUCUCAAGUUGGCAUUUAGCGAGUUCUAUUUGGGUUUGAUACUGCUGCAAAACUAUCAGAACUUAAAUUUUACUGGCUUCCGCAAGAUACUCAAGAAGCACGAUAAACUGCUCAGCGUGGACUUUGGAGCACGCUGGCGCACCGAUCACGUGGAGGCGGCGCAUUUCUAUACAAACAAAGACAUCGACAGGUUAAUACAGGAAACGGAACAGGCCGUCACCCAGGACAUUGAGGGCGGCGACAGACAACGCGCCAUGAAGCGCUUGCGAGUUCCGCCGCUGGGCGAGCAGCAGAGUCCUUGGACCACAUUCAAGGUGGGCCUGUUUUCCGGUGCGUUUGUGGUGCUCUUCCUGACCGUCAUCAUAUCUGCCAUGUUCUACGGCUUUGGUGAGAACUGGCGCGUGGGCCUGCGCAUGUUCCGAGCGCCGUUUCUGAUCACCGAAUGCCUCUUUCUCUGGGGCGUCAAUGUCUAUGGCUGGCGUUCGUCCGGUGUCAAUCAUGUGCUCAUCUUUGAGCUAGAUCCGCGCAAUCAUCUGUCCGAGCAGAACAUUAUGGAAAUUGCUUCCGUAUUCGGCGUCAUUUGGGCCUGCUGUGUCCUGUGCUACAUAUUCUGCGAACCAUUGGGCAUUCCACAGUAUGCAGCUCCGCUGUUUCUGUACACCUUGAUGGUAACCUUCCUGCUGAAUCCCACAAGGACGUUUCAUCACGAGGCCCGCUAUUGGGCGCUGCGCGUGCUCAGUCGCGUCAUCAUGGCUCCGUUUUGCUUUGUUAACUUUGCGGAUUUCUGGCUGGCCGAUCAGCUGAACAGCAUGGUGCCCGCAUUUCUGGACAUACCCUUUCUAAUGUGCUUCUUUGGUCGCAAUCCCACGUGGCAUAAGGCGGGCGAAGCUGGCAAUCACUGCGUGCAGUAUGUUUCAAUCCUGCAUCCCAUUGUGGCCAUUUUGCCCGCCUACUUUCGGUUUGCCCAAUGCAUACGACGCUAUCGGGACACGAAGGAGGCAUUUCCACAUCUGGUGAAUGCUGCCAAAUAUGCGACAUCUUUCUUUGUGGUUAUCUUUGCGCAUAAAUACCAUACGACAACAGAUAGCUAUCCGCUGUCGAAGGAGAAUCCCUGGUUCUACUGUUGGAUAACCGCGGCCCUGUUCUCAUCCUGUUACGCCUACACGUGGGACAUCAAAAUGGACUGGGGCCUGUUCGAUUCCAAGGCGGGCGACAAUCGAUUUUUGCGUGAGGAAAUCGUUUAUUCAUCGACGUGGUUCUAUUACUUUGGCAUAAUUGAGGAUUUAAUAUUGCGUUUCAGCUGGACGCUCUCGAUGAGCCUUAUUCAGGCCGGCUACAUUGAGGGCGAUGUUAUGAUGACCAUACUCAGUCCGCUUGAGGUGUUCCGGCGCUUCAUCUGGAACUAUUUCCGCCUGGAGAACGAGCAUCUCAACAAUGUGGGCAAGUUUCGAGCCGUGCGCGAUAUAUCAGUGGCGCCCAUGGAUUGCUCAGAUCAGACCACAAUACUGCGCAUGAUGGAUGACACGGAUGGCGUGCUUAAUCGUAGGCGUGGCAAGGCCGCUGGCGGCUCUGGCGGCAAAUCUGGCAACAAGAAGAACAAACAUGAACAGCAGCGUUUACUCCUUCAAGGCGAAUCCGUUGAGGAUCUGUGUGCCUAGUGCACGGACCUCCGUUAACAUCCAACCCAUUGUGCACAAAUAUUAAGUAUACGUAAAUAUAAAAUACA